GUGAGAAGAUAGACGGGACCAGGAUAGUGAAGAAGGUGAGAAGAUAGACGGGACCAGGAUAGCGAAGAAGGUGAGAGGAUAGACGGGACCAAGAUAGUGGAGAAGGUGAGAAGAUAGACGGGACCAGGAUAGUGAAGAAGGUGAGAAGAUAGGACCAGGAUAGCGAAGAAGGUGAGAGGAUAGACGGGACCAGGAUAGUGGAGAAGGUGAGAGGAUAGACGGGACUAGGAUAGUGAAGAAGGUGAGAGGAUAGACGGGACUAGGAUAGUGGAGAAGGUGAGAAGAUAGACGAGACCAGGAUAGUGGAGAAGGUUAGAAGAUAGACGGGACCAAGAUAGUGGAGAAGGUGAGAAGAUAGACGGGACCAGGAAAGUAAAGAAGGUGAGAGGAUAGACAGGACCAAGAUAGUGGAGAAGAUAAACGGGACCAGGAUAGCGGAGAUGGUGAGAACAUAGACGAGGCCGGGAUAGUAAACAAGGUGAGAGGAUAGACCAGACCGGAAUAGUGAAGAAGGUGAGAGGAUAGAGGAGACCAGGAUGGUAAAGAAGGUGAAAAGAUAGAUGAGGCUGGGAUAGUGGAGAAGGUGAGAAGAUAGACAGGACGGGACCAGGAUAGUGGAGAAGGUGAGGGGAUAGACGGGACCGGGAUAGUGGAGAAGAUAGACAGGACGGGACCGGGAUAGUGGAGAAGGUGAGGGGAUAGACGGGACCGGGAUAGUGGAGAAGGUAGAAGGACCUGGGGUAGUGGAGAAGGUGAAAAGAAAGACGGGACCAGGAGAGGAAAGAAGGUAGAAGGGACCGGGAUAGAAAAGAUGAUGAGAGGAUAGAUGGGACCAGGAUAGUGGAGAAUGUGAGAAGAUAGAGGGGACUAGGAUAAGAAAGAAGGUGAGAGGAUAGACAGGACAAUGGUGGUGAAGAAGGUGAGGCAAUGAGAUGGAACUAGAGUUGGGAUAGUGAAAUAAGAUGGGACCAGAGUUCAGAUAGUGGUAAAAGAACAAGUUAUGGUGGAACCAGGGUGGGGACGGUGGAGAAGAUACAAGAGGAUUAGGGUCAGGAUGGUGAAAAGGGUUUAGGGUCAAUGGAGAGAUACUUGGCAGAGAGUAGACAUCUGCAAUGGUCACGUCUUGGUAGGAUAAUCCUUCAUUGCUCACCAAAUGGAUGAACGGUGGGGUGGACUGUACGGCAAAGAGAUGGAGGGAGCACCCCCCAAUGGGCGGCAGGUCUGGAUGGCGGCCUUCCUUUGCUUCAUCAUCUUUCUCACAACCUUGGGGAACUCUCUCCUUAUCUUACUCAUCUUCACCCAGAGGUCCCUGAGGAACACCUCCAACUAUUUCCUGGUGUCCCUCUUCAUGUCGGACCUGAUGGUGGGGCUGGUGGUGAUGCCGCCGGCCAUGCUGAAUGAACUGUACGGGAGGUGGGUGUUAGACGUGGAGUUCUGCUGUAUCUGGUAUUCCUUUGAUGUCAUGUGCUGCAGCGCCUCCAUACUGAACCUGUGCGUCAUCAGCCUGGACCGCUACCUCCUCAUCAUCUCCCCGCUCAAGUACAAGCUCCGCAUGACGUCCUGCCGGGCCCUUGGCCUCAUUCUAGCCACGUGGACAUUGGCAGCUCUGGCCUCUUUCUUGCCCAUUGAGAUGGGUUGGCAUGAGCAGGACCUGGAGCUGCAACCAUCAAACCUAACCUCACUGGAGGGAAAACAGUGCCGCCUGCUGGUCAGUCUACCCUACGCGCUGAUCGCCUCCUGCCUGACCUUCUUCCUCCCAUCAGCCGCCAUCUCCUUCACCUACUGCCGGAUCUUACUGGCCGCGCGGAAACAAGCGGUGCAGGUGGCCUCCCUGACCACCAAUGUGCCCACCAUGUCAGAGGACCACGUACAGGUGCUUGCGGUUCCGGAGGGCAGGAAGUUUGUCACCAAGCACAGUAAGAAGGCUCUGAAGGCGAGUCUGACCCUGGGCAUCCUGCUGGGCAUGUUCUUCGUGGCCUGGCUUCCCUUCUUUGUCGCCAACGUGGUUCAGGCCGUCUGUGACUGCGUCCCCCCGGGCCUGUUUGAUGUCCUGACGUGGCUGGGAUACUGCAACAGCACCAUGAACCCCAUCAUCUACCCGCUCUUCAUGAGGGACUUCAAGCGCGCCAUGGGGAAGUACCUGCCCUGCUGCCGGCGGCGCUCACGAGUCAUCUCCCUGUCCGUGCGCAACUCCAACAGCGCCCCCCGCCUGGGGCUGUCACUGAGGAACGUCCUGACCCUGCGCGGCGGGGAGACCGACUCCAUCUACUCCGCCACUAUGGGCAACGAGCACCUGCUGCAGAACUACAAGGACCACAGCACCGACCCGCUGCCCGUCACCGCCGCCGACUCCGUCAACCUCUUCGACCUGGAGCAGGAGAUGCAGAUCCAACAGCUGAACACACCCAUGGACUGAGAAGCGUGCAAGACUACCAACGGCUGUCCGGGCAUGCUGGGAGUUGUAGUUCUGCACUAGGCCCGGCCUGAAGCCCUGAAAUGCUGGGAGUUGUAGUUCUGCACUAGGCCCGGCCCGAAGCCCUGAAAGGCUGGGAGUUGUAGUUCUGCACUAGGCCCGGCCCGAAGCCCUGAAAGGCUGGGAGUUGUAGUUCUGCACUAGGUCCAGCCCGAAGCCCUGAAAGGCUGGGAGUUGUAGUUCUGCACUAGGCCCGGCCCGAAGCCCUGAAAGGCUGAGAGUUGUAGUUCUGCACUAGGCCCGGCCCGAAGCCCUGAAAGGCUGGGAGUUGUAGUUCUGCACUAGGCCCGGCCCGAAGCCCUGAAAGGCUGAGAGUUGAAGUUCUGCACUAGGCCCGGCCCGAAGCCCUGAAAGGCUGGGAGUUGUAGUUCUGCACUAGGCCCGGCCCGAUGCCCCGAAAGGCUGGGAGUUGUAGUUCUGCACUAGGCCCGGCCCGAAGCCCUGAAAGGCUGAGAGUUGUAGUUCUGCACUAGGCCCGGCCCGAAGCCCUGAAAGGCUGGGAGUUGUAGUUCUGCACUAGGCCCGGCCCGAAGCCCUGAAAGGCUGGGAGUUGGUUUUGCCACAUCUGGCGGUCCACAGUUAGAAAACUACUGAUCUAGGGGCCCCAAGAACCGAACCUGUUCAUCCUGAACCUCCUGGUUCACAAGAAAAAAAUCCAAAGCUCCGCCCUUGAAGUAAUUCAGCCCCACCCCUCUUGGGGCGAUCUACGAUUGCAGCUCUAUGUGACUGUGAAUGCAGCUCUGGAGGUGACUGAUUAUAGAAAGCUGUGUGGAGUCUCUCGGAGUUCUCCCACCUGGGGGUCUUUGAUGUCCCGCCCACUUGACCCCUGACCUGAUGACAUUCGGCACAGUCAAUUAAAGCUCUUCUCUCUGGUUAUUUCUGUAAAAAAAAAAAAAAAGUAUAAUAAAGUAUAAUUCAGUGACA
Messenger RNA from Hyla sarda, 3397 nucleotides. It is a transcript of the gene HTR6, whose product is annotated as 5-hydroxytryptamine receptor 6. Gene Ontology annotation, biological process: chemical synaptic transmission; G protein-coupled receptor signaling pathway, coupled to cyclic nucleotide second messenger. The record is from RefSeq and is a predicted model, not a curated record. The transcript is spliced from 3 exons. Gene Ontology annotation, cellular component: membrane; dendrite. The coding region runs from base 1154 to 2416 and encodes 420 amino acids. Gene Ontology annotation, molecular function: G protein-coupled serotonin receptor activity; neurotransmitter receptor activity. Lineage: Eukaryota; Metazoa; Chordata; Amphibia; Anura; Hylidae.